UUACAAUCAUGGGGUCUUGCAUGCUCCAAGAACAGUAAAGUUUUGGAUAUGGCAAAGAAGACCCUUCGUGUAAUUUACCUUUUUCUUAGUAUUCUCCUUUUUUGCGAACUCAUCGACGAGGCGCAGGGCAGUCGUUUGAGGUGUCAUCAUUCACAAGAUUACCCAUGCAAGAAACGUUCCAGCCAUCAUCAUCAUCAUAACCAUCAUUUUCAUCACCAUUAUCAUCAUCAUCACAAGGACACUCCGAAUGAAUCAAAGGAUCUUCAACGAAGCAUCAAGACGAGAAGGAGCAAGGUUUUUUACGGUGUUGAUGCUUUCCGGCCUACUGCGCCAGGUCACAGCCCCGGUGUUGGCCACUCAAUCAAGACUUGA
Eutrema salsugineum is the source of this 372-nucleotide messenger RNA. RefSeq names its product precursor of CEP11. The record is from RefSeq and is a predicted model, not a curated record. Gene Ontology annotation, molecular function: hormone activity. Gene Ontology annotation, cellular component: extracellular region. The transcript has 2 exons. The annotation marks the transcript as partial. NCBI's taxonomy places the organism in Eukaryota, Viridiplantae, Streptophyta, Magnoliopsida, Brassicales, Brassicaceae. Gene Ontology annotation, biological process: regulation of root development; root development; regulation of leaf morphogenesis.